Molecule: messenger RNA, 1098 nt
Organism: Cooperia oncophora
Lineage: Eukaryota; Metazoa; Nematoda; Chromadorea; Rhabditida; Trichostrongylidae
Source: the annotation of a GenBank genome assembly
AUGUCGGCCGUAAUGAGAAGAACGCCCGGACCGACGGACACUAUGAAGAGUAAAAACAAUGACUCGUUCGUCGAUAAGCUUACUGGUACAUUGACCCGAAAGAAGAAGCCUGGACAUGAAAACCCUGAAGCUGCCGAGGAAGAUGAAGCUCAAGAGAUCGAGAUCGAAGGACGUGAAUCCAUCGACGCGUGCCUGAUCCCUGCAAUGGCGAAGAAUCUCACGCUAGAUGAAGGAGAGAUGAGGCGAUACUUAACCAAGGAGUCAAGUGAAGAUCCUAAGCUUCGAGAAUUGAUUUCUCUAUUGAUCUACUGGAUCAACGAAGAGCUAGCUGAUUUGCGAAUUGUGGUUCGAAAUCUCCAGGAAGAUCUUUAUGACGGACAGGUUCUUCAGAUGCUUAUGGAAAAGCUUGCCGGUAUCCGAGUUACGCAGUCUGAAGAAGGACAAAAGAGGAAAUUGGAUUUGGUCGUGCAAACCGUGAAUCGAAUCGUGAGCCCUACUGAACAACCAAGAUGGGAUGCCGAACUUAUCCAUAACAAGGACAUCGUCGCAAUCCUACAAAUUCUUAUCGCCAUGGUACUACACUUCAGAGCCCCGAUUCGGCUGCCCGAAUACGUCUCAGUCAAGAUGUUGGUGGCAUCGAAGCAUCAAGGACAUGCACGGUCGGAAUUUAUCACUGAGCAACUUACCACCACACAGGGUGAACUUGGUCUGAAGGGUGAGAGAGACGCUUUUGAUACGCUGUUCGAUUAUGGACCGGAUAAGUUGGCUCAUGUGAAAACAUCGCUGUUGGCGUUCUGCAACAAACAUCUCAACAAGAUUAACCUCGAGGUGACUGAUUUGGAAACACAGUUCCAAGAUGGCGUGUUUCUUGUUCUUCUGAUGGGUCUCCUGGAAGGAUAUUUCGUACCACUUCAUGCCUUCCACCUACAGGUGUCGUCAUACGAAGAGAAGGUGAAAAAUGUUGCGUUUGCGUUCAAGCUGAUGCAUGACGCUGGCCUCCCGAAACCCCGCAGUCGUGUUCAGGAUAUUGCCAACGGCGAUCUCAAGAGUACACUGCGUCUGCUCCACCUUUUGUUCACCAAGUACAAGCAUAUCUGA